GCCACAGGCCAGCCAGUGUUACAUAACGCAUUCUAUUAUUCAAUGUAUUUAUCGUACACUAUGCUAAGUAAUCGUAUAGAAUAGUCCAUCUUCUUAUUAAUAAUUCUUGUAUGUCAAUGAUAAAAUGCUAUUACACGUACAUACAUCGAUUGUCUUUCUCAUCCUCAGCUAGUUGCAACCAUUGAUCGUCUUCCAUUCCAUACUUAAUUGAUCAAAACAUCAUCUCCUUAAUUACAAGCUUCAUCGCACCGAGCAGGAAAUGACAAACUGGUCCAUUAAGCUUGAAGACGGUGAAAAGAUCACGAAAGUUUUGAUUAAUCAUGGAUACAUCGUUGACGGAAUCGGGUUUGAAAUAGCUGAUGUGAAUGGGAAAACCAAGGUUAUGUCGUUUACAGGCCCCGGAGGAUCACCUUCUGAGAUACCGUUGAGCUCGAAUGAAUUUAUAACCCUUAUUAGCGGAACGUUCGGUGAGUACUCAGGCCAGACAUGCAUCACCACAAUGAAGAUACAUACCAAUUUACGACCAGAUGGUUACGGCCCGUAUGGUCGGGCUGAGGAGGCCCAAGAUGUAACGCCUUUUUCAACUUCACUUCCGUUGGAUGGUUCUAUUAUUGUUGGGUUUCUCGGAUCCAGUGGAGAAUAUCUAAAUUCAAUUGCAAUUUAUACUGGGAGUCAAAGUAUUGAGAAGUACGGGCCUUUUGGCUAUCAACGCGGGCAACCAUGGUCACUUUUGCUAGAGCCAGGUGAAAAUUUAAGUGAAAUAAUCAUAAGGACUGGCGCAAUCGUUGAUUCAAUUGCGUUUGUCACAACAAAGCCUGGAAAAUUUGGGUGGACCGCCACUCAUCGGAAGUUUGGCGGCGAUAGCGGAAAUGCUGAACACAAGAUUACACUUCAAUGUGACGAGUAUAUAACAAAUAUAAGUGGUACAAUUGGAGAAUGGCACACAAAUUGUGACUUGACCAAGUUAAAGAUCCAUACUAAUUUGUUUCAAGAUGGUCAUGGACCUUAUGGAGGAGGACCGUACACCGACUAUUUGUCUGAUUUUUGCUCACGAGUACCAUCAAGUGGUCGUGUUGUUGGAUUUUUUGGGACACUAGAGAACAAUUACGUUGAGUCUAUUGGACUCUACGUCAAAAAGGAUUGCUAAUGAUCUCAACUUCUUGCGAACGGAUACUGGAUCAAGUCUUUGGCAGGGUACCUUAAUUAAUUACCAUCUUCUUUCAGUAAAAAGUCCAAUUCGAUCUCAAGCUAAGUAAUGUUUAUGUAUAAAUGAGCUUAUGUGCUUCACGUUGAUCAAUUAUGUAUGUGCAGUGGAAUAUCUUUGUUUUCAAUAAGCAUCAUGUACAGAUGUAAUGUCCGUUCAAGUGUGGCUUCUAAUCAUGAAUUUGUGACAAAUACGGCUCAAAA
This is a messenger RNA of Spinacia oleracea (spinach), 1407 nucleotides long. RefSeq names its product agglutinin-like. Bases 260 to 1147 code for a protein of 295 amino acids. The record is from RefSeq and is a predicted model, not a curated record. NCBI's taxonomy places the organism in Eukaryota, Viridiplantae, Streptophyta, Magnoliopsida, Caryophyllales, Amaranthaceae. The transcript is spliced from 6 exons.